Messenger RNA from Saimiri boliviensis boliviensis (Bolivian squirrel monkey), 1482 nucleotides. RefSeq names its product aldo-keto reductase family 1 member A1 (gene AKR1A1). Gene Ontology annotation, molecular function: alcohol dehydrogenase (NADP+) activity. Lineage: Eukaryota; Metazoa; Chordata; Mammalia; Primates; Cebidae. The record is from RefSeq and is a predicted model, not a curated record. Gene Ontology annotation, biological process: aldehyde catabolic process.
GGCCCCGCCCUCCGGACCGCCCGCGAGGCCAGCGCCCCCUGCCUCAUUACGCUAAGAAGUUCUCCAGACCCACGCGGCGGAGUGAGUGACCCUGUUCCGGCCAGUUCGACCUCGAGGAUCCAGAGGUGAAGACGGCACUACUUCCCCGCUCUGGCUUCCAUCCGCUUCAGGUCCUUCCUAUGGAGGCGGGGAAGGAGGUACACCCUGCGCGUGAUCCUGGAUGCCCGCCCCCUGCCCCUCCCUCCGGGUGGAGCUGCCUCAUCACCGCCAGACUUAAGCUGAGGCCUGUUGGCUCUCUGGCAGGGUGUAGAACUGAGCCCAGGCCACACGAUCCUGUUCACGCUCUGCGCUUGUGCCAAGGACUUGACUCAGGAAGAAAUGGCCUCCAAGAAGCCAUCCUAGCAAGAGGGCAAUGGCGGUUUCCUGUGUUCUCCUGCACACUGGGCAGAAGAUGCCCCUGAUUGGUCUGGGUACCUGGAAGAGUGAGCCUGGUCAGGUAAAAGCAGCUGUUAAGUAUGCCCUUAGUGUAGGCUACCGCCACAUUGACUGUGCUGCUAUCUACGGCAAUGAGCCUGAGAUUGGGGAAGCCCUGAAGGAGGACGUGGGACCAGGCAAGGCAGUGCCUCGAGAGGAGCUCUUUGUGACAUCCAAGCUGUGGAACACCAAACACCACCCCAAAGAUGUGGAGCCUGCCCUCCGGAAGACUCUGGCUGACCUUCAGCUGGAAUAUCUGGACCUGUACCUGAUGCACUGGCCUUAUGCCUUCGAGCGGGGAGACAAUCCCUUCCCGAAGAAUGCUGAUGGGACUAUACGCUAUGACUCCACCCACUACAAGGAGACUUGGAAGGCUCUGGAGGCACUGGUAGCUAAGGGGCUGGUGCGAGCGCUGGGCCUGUCCAACUUCAACAGUCGGCAGAUUGAUGACAUACUCAGUGUGGCUUCCGUGCGUCCAGCUGUCUUGCAGGUGGAAUGCCACCCAUACUUGGCUCAGAAUGAGCUAAUUACCCACUGCCAAGCACGUGGCCUGGAGGUAACUGCUUAUAGUCCUUUGGGCUCCUCUGAUCGUGCAUGGCGUGAUCCUAAUGAACCUGUCCUGCUAGAGGAACCAGUAGUCCUGGCAUUGGCUGAAAAGUAUGGCCGAUCUCCAGCUCAGAUCUUGCUCAGGUGGCAGGUCCAGCGGAAAGUCAUCUGCAUCCCCAAAAGUAUCACUCCUUCUCGAAUCCUUCAGAACAUCAAGGUGUUUGACUUCACCUUUAGCCCGGAAGAGAUGAAGCAGCUAAAUGCCCUGAACAAAAAUUGGCGAUAUAUUGUGCCUAUGCUUACGGUGGAUGGGAAAAGAGUUCCAAGGGAUGCAGGGCAUCCUCUGUACCCCUUUAAUGACCCAUACUGAGACCACAGCUUCUUGGCCUUCCUUCCAGCUCUCCGGCUAAUGAGGUCCUAUUACAACGGAAAGAGAGAGUUAAUAAAGCCAUGAGAACAUUC